This is a messenger RNA of Antechinus flavipes (yellow-footed antechinus), 2578 nucleotides long. RefSeq lists its product as uncharacterized. Lineage: Eukaryota; Metazoa; Chordata; Mammalia; Dasyuromorphia; Dasyuridae. The transcript is spliced from 3 exons. The coding region runs from base 1329 to 2267 and encodes 312 amino acids. The record is from RefSeq and is a predicted model, not a curated record.
CUGGGGGAGGGCAGACAGGCCGGGGCCACAUCCACAAGUGGGCCCCAGCAGCCUUGCAGUCCAAGGGGAGGAGACCGGGGUAACCUGGAGAAAGCCCCAGGUGGGAAGCAGAGCAGGCCUGAGCCUCCCAGCGGGGGGUCUGGCUCCCAAAGCCCCCACGGCCCCUCCCGUCCCCCCAAAGGCGGCCACCCCCGAGGAGGGCCGAGGGGGCUGGCGCCGGCUCCCCGUGGAAGGUCUCUUCCCCACAGGCAGGGCCCGGUCCCACAGCGGGCACUGCCACACAGCCUCCUCCGCCAGUCUGCCCGGGGUCAGCGGCCCCUCCCCCUGCUCCUGGGGCCCAGGGACUGCUGCCCUGCUUCAUCUAACAGGAGCUGGCGGCUUAAUCUGCUGCCCUGGAUUGGCCCUAAGACAGCCUGAGCUAGUUCGCCUGGCGUCCCAGGCCCUCUGGCCAUGGGCAUUCCUUCAUCCGCUAUGGGAAGUACCUUUCCCCACUUCCUGUUUCUGUCCAGCCCUGUGAAGAUGCCUUUCUUCUUCCGCCAGGGGGCAGUGUGUCAGGGGAAAGUUGCUGCCAAGGUGCGAUGGCCUUGGCAACAGUUUGCUUGGGAGGGGGCUGUGACUAGGGUGUACCAUCCAGAGCAAGCCCCGGGUUCCCAGCCUGAGGGCCUGGGAAGGUGGGGCGCCCUCCGUGGUUUUAGGGAAGGUGAGGUGUUAAGACAGUGAUGAGGUCCGUUUGGACUCCAGUUGUGUUAAUGUCCUAAGGGGCACUUGGAGGAAUGGCAGUGGCCACUGGGCCAGACGUGGGCGGGCUCAGAGAGAGCUGAGCGUCCUCAGCACAGAGAGUCAGUUAGUGGCAGGGCAAGUACCGAGGUCCCCACAGGAAGGACCCCGGAGCGAGCUGCAGGGGGUCCAAAGGGCUAAUCUGGCCCGAUGGGGCGGGUCCCAGCUCCCACAGAGCCAUAGGGAAAGGGCUCCUGACCAAUGUCCUGGGAGCUGCGAAUCUACCCUUUGUGUUGCUCACUCAGGCUUUGAGAUCAUUCCCAUAGGCCCCAGGACCCCCUUCACCAAGGUACUGCUUCCUGCCUCUGGGGCCCCUUCCCCUAGUUGGCCCACCCUCUCUUGACCACACAGAGCAUUUCGGUUCCGUUGACUAUGAUGCUGGGGUGGGUGCAGUCCCAUGGGCCUAGCUGGGAAGCAUCAGUUCAGCUUGGGGCCCACAGGAAGAGGGUCUGUGUGUUCUACUGAGUCCUGUCAGAACCCAACCCUCCAUCUCUCAGAAAUCAGCCGCUGAACGCUCAGAGAUCCCACCCCCAGGGAGCCGAGCCCCCAGCAUGUGGUGGUCAGUUAGGGGGCAGUGGAGGCCUGAGAGAGGUGCUGCCAGCCCGGGGGAGCGGGACAUGGGUGGAGGGGCCUCUAGGCCAUGGCUGGAGCAGCCGGUCAUGGUCAGGCCCGAUGCGGAAGGACUCCUCAGACGUAACAACAUGCAGGCUUAUGUGGAAAAUCAGCAUGGAGCCCUCGUAGGCGCUGGGGAUGGGCGCGUGAGAGUGAGCUUGCCCGGGCGGCGAACGCUGUUCAGCCCCGAGCCCCAACGCAGACGACAAGCCAUGACUCACAUGCGGAGACAUCGGAGAUCCCAAGGCCUGCCCGCCCUCCUGCUGGCCACGCUGGCGAGAAGCGAGGCAGAGAGCGCCAGAGGGGCCGCGGCCUCCCAGGCUUCCGCGCAGGCCGCCAUCGGCGACGGCGGUGGCAGACGAGACCCUGCACGCCGGGCCCAGCGGUCCCAAGAUCCCCCCGAUGGGCAAGCGCGCGGCGGCGGCGCCGCCAGUGACAAUGGCAGCGGCGGCAGUGACAAUGGCCGCGGUGGCAGUGACAAUGGCCGCGGUGGCAGUGACAAUGGCCGCGGUGGCAGUGACGGUGGCAGUGGCGGCGGCGGCGGCGGCAGCGACGGCGGCAGCAGCGACAGUGGUAGUGACGGCGGGGGCAUCGGCGGCAUCAGCGGCGGCGGCAUCGGUGGCGGCAUCAGCAGUGGCAUCAGCGGCGGCAUCGGCGGCGGCAUCAGUGGCAGCAUCAACGGUGGCAUUGGCGGUGGCAUCAGCGGUGGCAUCAGCAGUGGCAUCAGCGGCGGCAUCGGUGGCGGCAUCAACGGUGGCAUUGGCGGUGGCAUCAGCGGUGGCAUCGGCGGCGGCAUCGGCGGUGGUGGCGGCAUCAACGGCGGCGGCGGCGGAGCGGACCAAGCUGCUCCUGCACGGAACCCCGCAGGACCCAUGUAAUGGGCCUGGGACAGGACUGGAGCUCCCCUUCCCCUCACCACCCCUGCCUUUCCCCUCCUCUUCCCCUGCCUUCCUCUGUGGCCCUUCUCUCCCCUUAUGUCAUCGGCCCGAAGGCGCCCCACGCCAACAGCGCCCCUCUGACCAUCCUGACGGGGCAGGAGCCUCCACAUUCAUCCUCUACAAAUCCUUCGCCUGUUCCCACUGUCGAGGAUUUAUUCUUUGUAUUUUAACAUUUGUUGCCUUACAACGUACAACUAACGCUAAAAGAGCUUCAGUCCAAGAAUAAAAAUAAAGAUCUUUCUCUGUUGAAA